Molecule: messenger RNA, 1689 nt
Organism: Entamoeba invadens IP1
Lineage: Eukaryota; Evosea; Mastigamoebida; Endamoebidae
Exons: 1
Coding region: 1-1689 (562 amino acids)
Source: RefSeq, a predicted model, not a curated record
AUGUUAAAACUUGAUGCGUUCCACAUGAUGAUUGUUUCAAAAUAUUUUACACAAAUCCGGGACUUUAUCAGACUUGAAUUUGUUUGUAAAAAGUUCAAGGACAAUAUGUCGAAGUUUCAUUUCAACCCGAUUCCACUCACUGAACUAACUCUUAAGUACUUUCCCAAUUUAGAAACUUUACAUUUAUGGACUGAGUACGCCGAAACCUUUGGAAAUCCACUUCUUAACUUUGGUGCUCCUCGUCCAAAGAAAUCUGAGAAUUUUUUCAAUGUAGUUGUUUGGUAUCCCGUUCCUUAUAAAGUGUAUCACGAAACUCAAGUCCCACAAAUCGAAUUUAAAAACGUUUUCCUUACACAGAAAAAUGUCAUUGAGUACGGCAACUCAAUUCCCCAAAUUGUCAAAUCCCUUGGAGAAAACUGUUUCAAAGACAACCAGUCACUCAAUUGUGUUAACGUUCCAAACCAAAUCAAUCGAAUGUAUACCGCUUGUUUCUAUAAUUGUUCUAACCUUACUUCGAUAACAUUUCCCGAUUCACUGAAAUCUGUUGGCGAUUGGUGUUUUGCAAAAUGUGUUUCACUUAUUUCUAUUGUUCUUCCAAGCUCUGUUUUCAUGUUGGGAUUAUCAUGUUUUUGGAGUUGCCACUCAUUGGAAAAUGUAGUUCUUCCUUUAGGCAUAACUGAAUUGAAAAAUAGCACGUUUGAAAAAUGUUGGAAACUGAAAGAGAUUAAAAUACCCGAAAAUGUGAUGUCUGUUGGUCAAAGUUGUUUUAAUGGAUGUACUUCACUCACUUCUGUGACAAUUUCUGAAAAUACAAUUUCGAUUGGAAUGAAUGCAUUUCGAAGCUGUGAAAACCUCAAAGAAGUUUUAUUACCAGAUAGUGUUACUUUUAUUGGAGAAAACUGUUUUGCUUUUUGCACUUCUUUGAGUAAAAUACAUCUUCCAAGUUGUUUAACAUCACUUGAAGAUAACUUAUUCUCCACUUGUCACUCUCUCAGUGAAAUUGAACUUCCAGAUCGAAUUGUGAAAAUUAAAGAUGAAUGUUUUCAAUGGUGCACAAGUUUAAGCAAAAUCCGAUUGAGUGAUAAAGUGACUUCAUUUGGGCAAAGGUGUUUUUUCAAUUGCAAACGUUUGAGUAAAUUUGUUAUACCAAACAAUGUGGAAGUUGUGAGUCCCGAAUUGUUUAGAAAUGCUGGAAUUCAAAAUGUCACAAUCGGAAACAAUGUUUCAAAAUUUUUAUCAUCAUGUUUUUUAGACUGUGGAUUUUUGAAACAAAUUGAAAUACCAUCAAGUGUUCUUGUUAUUCAAAAAUCAUGUUUUGAAAAUUGCACUUCAUUGAGUAAAGUAACAUUUGAAAAUGAUCAACAUCACGGACUAAAGUCUUUAGAAGCAUUUAGUUUUAAAAAUUGUCAAUAUUUGAAAGAAAUAAAAUUACCAAAAAGAUUGAGACAAAUUGAUGAAAGUUGUUUUGACAAUUGUAGUCGACUUACAAAUGUUCAAAUACCAGAAAACGCUCGAUUAUCAAAAAAAGAAUGUUUUAAUGGUACUCCACUUUACGGAGUUGAUAUUGAUACUAUAAUAGUUGUAAAUGGGUUUAAAACUAUAUCAUCAUUAAUAUUAAAAAACAAUAAAAAGCAAAAUUUAAUAAACAAAAAGGAGAAGACUAAAAGAGGAGAAAAGAAAAAAAAAUAG